Molecule: messenger RNA, 618 nt
Organism: Arabidopsis lyrata subsp. lyrata
Lineage: Eukaryota; Viridiplantae; Streptophyta; Magnoliopsida; Brassicales; Brassicaceae
Product: F-box/kelch-repeat protein At4g33290
Exons: 2
Coding region: 1-618 (205 amino acids)
Source: RefSeq, a predicted model, not a curated record
AUGGGAAAUCCGGAUAAACACUUUAUUAAAAUAGUGAAGGACUUGAUACUUGCCUCUCAUCCGAAGCAAGUAUUUGCUCCAACAAAUACUCGUCCAAAAUCUGAUUAUGCUGCUGAAAAGAACGCAAAUUUAGAAGAAGUCUUCACCUCUAGCAUAAUCUGUUUCGAUUUUACAAGUGAGAGAUUUGGUCCGCUUCUGCAUCUGUCGUUUAGUACUGAUGGGCAUCAUGACUAUAUUACCUUGUCUUGUGUUAGAGAAGAGAAACUUGCGGUUUUACUUCACUACAACAAAUCAAAUCCAUACAAGCUUUUCUUUUGGAUUGAGAUUGAAGAGGUGUCGUGGAGAAGGUUCUUGAGAGUGGCAACUGGAUUUGGUAUUUAUGUUCCAUUUAUAAAUGGAAUUUUCUUCAUUGACGAGGAGAAGAAAAUCGUCAUUGGUUUUGAUAACGAUAAUCGCCACAGAGUUAUUGUCAUUGGAGAGGCUAAAUACAUUAGGGGAUUCGAUCUCGUUAGAGAUUUUGGAGACCAAGAAUGUAAGACAGAUUUGUGCUCUUAUGUUCCAAGUUUAGUGCAAAUCAAAGCGAUUUGGAAAAGUGUCGAUAUGAUGAAAACAUUUUGA